AUGGCAACAAUGAAAACAAUCUCUUCAGCUAUAAAACUCAUCGACGUGAAGAAGGAACACCUCAGAAAAGCUUUCGAAGACCUCCAAGCCCACUCGUCUUCUUUCUCUUCCUUUAAUCUCAUGUGGUCUGACCUUGACUCAUACUUCUCCUCUCUCCAAUCCUCUCUCCAACACAAAUUCCGGCUCCUCCAAUCCCUUGAACCCCAAUCCCAACCAAAAAACCCACCUUCAUCUUCUUCAAAAAUCGCCAAAAAGUCUUCUGACUCGGUCUCCGUUCCGGCACGGCCCGAGUUGAAAUCGUUUUGUGAGAAGAUGGAUGGGUUGGGAUUGAGACAGUACAUAAUUCAGCGGCCCAAAGAAUGGGCCGCGAUUAGGGCGGAAUUGUGCGAUGCGUUUCGGUGUUCACCGGACGCGGGGGCAAUGGUUGUGAGCGCGAUGGAGGGGAUUUACGCAUGGAAUUCGAAUGAGAAUGCGGAGAUAUAUUCUAUAAGGAGGGGCCAAAAUGGAAAUUGGGGAGAAGUGAAGGAGAGAGCAAGGAAAUUGGCGAUCGAGUGGAAGGCGAAGAUGAGAGUGGAAGAGGAGGAGCCGUUGGAGGCUUUGGGGUUUUUGAAUCUUUUAGCGACCUAUGGGUUGGUGGAUGGGUUUAAUGUGGAUGAGAUUGUUGAUUAUGUUGUCGUUGUUGGGAAGAAUAGGCAAGCUUUGGAGUUGUGUCGAGGGCUUGUUCCAGUGAAUAAACUGUCUGAUGUUAUUCAAAAACUCAUUACCAAGGGCAAACGACUUCCGGCUGUCAAAUUUAUUUUUGAAUUUGAGCUGUCUGACAAGUUCCCGCCUGUACCCCUCUUGAAAGAAUAUCUAAUUGAGGCUAAGAAACUUGCAAAAAAUGUCCGCAAGACUGGAAACAACUCUCGUCAGUCACAGAAUGCGGCAACGAUGAAUGAAGUCAAUGCCUUGAAAUUAGUAAUUAAAUACAUUGAGGAUUACAAUCUUGAAUCUGAGUAUCCGAAGGGGUCUCUUAUAGAGCGCAUAGAAAAUCUAGAGAAGCAGAAGGCAGACAGGAAACGCUCUGCAGCAGCCCCCAUCCCCAAGCCUCAGCAGCAGUCAAAGGCACAAAAGCAGAGUGGAAGGAAGCGUUCUUGGACCACCACCCCAUCUGAUCCAACUGCAAUCACAGAGAGUGUUGCUAUCAAUUCAAAUGCUCCUCCUCCUCCUCUCCAACAACCUUAUCUACAAACAGCAGGUUUGUUGCCAGAUCGUCAUGCUUCAUACCUAAGUUCAUCAGCUGGGCCGUAUGGCUUUGCAGGCUCCACUCCUGCCAUGGCCUUAUAUUCAGGCUCAUCUGAUGGGAUGUAUGGGUUGUCGGGAGCCCCUCUGGGUGUUCCUGGGAGUCUUAACCCUAUUGAGUCCAGUAUACCUUCAGAAUCACACAUGCCAUCUGGUUAUUAUGAUCGGCCAAUUGCUUUUGGUGGGUAUGGUCUGCCACCGCAAUACCAUCCAUCUUACUAUCCUGAAUAG
Ilex paraguariensis (yerba mate) is the source of this 1512-nucleotide messenger RNA. NCBI's taxonomy places the organism in Eukaryota, Viridiplantae, Streptophyta, Magnoliopsida, Aquifoliales, Aquifoliaceae. The record is from the annotation of a GenBank genome assembly.